This is a messenger RNA of Peniophora sp. CBMAI 1063, 870 nucleotides long. The record is from the annotation of a GenBank genome assembly. Lineage: Eukaryota; Fungi; Basidiomycota; Agaricomycetes; Russulales; Peniophoraceae.
AUGGACUCCUCCAUAGGAAAACUCGAACCGUUUCUCUUGAUGGCCAAGUCCGCAAAAGGGGCCGCGGCCGCGAAGCUAGUGCAAGACGCCACCGCAGCUCCAGGCGUUUAUGUAUUCAGCGAGUUGCUGGAGCUACCAUCCAUUGCAGAGCUCAAAAAUAGCGAGACGCACAAGCAAUUCUAUAGUUUACUCGAACUCUUCGCGUAUGGGACAUACCCAGAGUACAAACAGAAGAAGGACUCACUACCUGCACUCAAUGAUGCACAGACAACGAAACUGAAGCAUCUAUCACUCGUCUCGUCCUCCAUGCAGUCUAGGAUACUUCCUUACGCACCGCUGCUCUCUUCGCUGGAUCUACCCACCGUGCAUGCACUCGAACAGUUGAUCAUCGACGCCAUCUAUUCGGAACUGCUCCGAGGUAAGCUGGAUCAGAAUCAGCAGCAAUUCCAGGUCGAAUACACAGUGGGUCGUGACGUUCCCAACGACGCGCUCGCGUCUCUACUCGCUUCGCUGGAGGAUUGGUCUGCUACCACAUCGUCUCUUCUGUCCACCCUUGAUGCCAAGCUGAACGCGCUCUCUGCACAAUCUGCUGCCGCGGCACGCGAUGCAGAAGACCACGAGAACCUGUUGAACACCAGCCUCAGGGAGAUCGCUGAGAAGCGUGAGAAGUCGCAGACCCAGCAGCGCGGGUCUGACCGCCCGCCACGCGGGAUACUCAAGGAGAACGCCGGCUUUGGCCGGCGUGGUGGCGACGAUGACAUGGAUGUUGACGAGUCCAGUACGUCCAUAGGCGGUGGCGCUAAGGGCAAGAACCGGAAAGCCUCUCAGGAGAUUUCCAGCAAGUCUCGCACCAAGAGGAAUCGCACAUAA